Molecule: messenger RNA, 195 nt
Organism: Guillardia theta CCMP2712
Lineage: Eukaryota; Cryptophyceae; Pyrenomonadales; Geminigeraceae
Exons: 2
Source: RefSeq, a predicted model, not a curated record
CAGCUCUACAAAGAUUGCUUAAGACUUUUGCAACACAUCUCAGCAACGCACAGGAGUGUAGAUGCGAGGCAAGUUAAAGUGCUGGUUAAAAAUGAGUUCAAGAAAAAUGCAUUUGUCACGGACCAAUCCAAACUUGACAACUUAAAGAAGAAUGCCCUCCAAGCAGUAACCAAUUACGUCAUGCAUAUAUCUGGC